Molecule: messenger RNA, 3092 nt
Organism: Bursaphelenchus okinawaensis
Lineage: Eukaryota; Metazoa; Nematoda; Chromadorea; Rhabditida; Aphelenchoididae
Source: the annotation of a GenBank genome assembly
AUGGUACCACCUCCGGAUGACCAAAAGUCUUUUCACUUUAACUUUGACGUUGUCCCAAAACUGUCAAUGAGUAUUGAACGUGAUUACAAGAAAUUGUUUGUUGUUGAUUAUGAUCCUGAUAAUGUAAAUUUUUAAAGAUUAUUAUAUUUCAAAGAAAUUUUGUGAGAUGUAUCGUAUUAUAUUAUUAUAAAGUUUAUCAUAAAGUAAAAACGUAGAAGAAUCGGAUUGUAAGCCAGAUUAUGCAGAGCUUGGCAAAGGCAGAGCAAAGACAAGACUGCGCAGUGAAAUUUACUUUUUCGUUAAAAUUAUAACUUUUUAGCUACAAUGGGAAGAACGAGACAACAACCAACUAGCUCCUUGUUUGGCCAAGUUCAACUUGUCUAUUGGUCUCAAUCCUCGUAAUCAAAGCUUUUUUCGCAAAGUUGACGAAUUUGACACGUUAGAACAGUUUAAUGGCCAACACGUGCGUUUGCAUGCUGUAAAUGGAAAAAUGUAAGUUUAUUUAUAUCUUUUUUACGUGUUUAGAAUGCUCGUACUUUAAUAUAGAACACGAAACAUGCUUAACUAGUGUUCAGGUGUUCAAUUAUAUGUCUAGUAGCUUAAAAUUGACAGUAAUAUAAUAUUACAAAAAAAAUAAUAUAAAACUCAAAAAUAUUAAAGUGUCCGUACAAGAUAGAACAUUAUUUUUAGCCCAAGUCAAUUAAUUUUGACAAAUUAUGACUCUGAAUUGACUAUAAGAUUGCAAAAUGGUAUAUUACUAGAUAGUUUGACCAUGAGAAUUUAUGGCUUAGAUACUGCAUGGUUCAACGAUGGCGUACCUUACUUACAACAAUGUCCUGUUGCUUCAAAGAGUGUGUUCACAUAUAAGUACAAAGUCAAUCGACAAGGAACUCAUAUUUAUAGGUGAGUUAGGCUACAUAACUUCUAUUAGAGUUCUACUGUCGCUCUUUUUUUUCUUUGCUAAAGAAGGUUAUAUAACAUUGGAAUAAGUUUUUUUAAUCAAUUUAACAGUACAAUUUUAAACUUUAAAACUAAAGUUUACCCACAACAAUAUAAAUUUUGAAACCCAAGUUUUCAGAUCAACCCAGCCCCAUUUCCGCCCAGACGGCUUUGCUGGUAUAAUGGUCUCAAAGAAGCCAAAUGAAACCCUAGCUACAGUUGAUGGCCGCAAAGUGCCUAUAGCAGCAGAAUAUGAACUGACGAUUCAAGACUGGCCAUUUGUAGAAGCUAAUCAACAACGACAACAUGGCUUAAGUCAUGGUCUUUCUAAAUGGGGCCAUGGUUUAGAUAGAGAUGAUGGACAAUGUACUCAGGGGUCGUAUAGUGGUGGUGAAGUUGACAACAAAAGUGUGGCACCAUAUACUAUUAUGGUGAAUGGCAAAGGAUGGUAUAAUCAAGAAGAUGUUGUUACACGGCCUUCAAGAUUACCGUUGACUAGAUAUAGGAUAACUAAAGGUAAGCUUUCAGCAUUUUACUGUUUGUAUGACAGCAUUAUGUGAUAUGUAAAUGAUGAGCUACUCUUAUGUUACUACAUAAACUAAAUAUAUUUAAAAAAAAUAAAAGAUGAUAAACUCAACAGCAGUAAACCAUACUUUACAGACAGCUAUCAUCUCUUCAGAGUGGCUCACCUUGGUUUCGAGCGAGCUCUACGAAUCUCAGUGGAAGAUCAUGACAUUACUUUAUGUGUAGUGGACGGCGCUCAUAUUAAACCUGUACAAGCACAAUCAUUAAUUGUAUUACCUGGCAAGGUUUUCAACUUUUACAUUCACAGUAAAAGCAAUCCCAACAAAAAAGUCUACAGGAUGAUUGUAGAAACACUACAUGAAUAUGAAACAUACGAUAAUAUACAACAACCUGUAUAUGGACUGGCUGAUCUUGUUUAUGAUGAAGUUGAAGACAAUGGACAAAAUUUGGAUGAAGGUGGUUUUUGACAAAACUUAUAGUUGUGCUCCGCAAUCAUCUCUGCCUUACGCUACCAUGAAUUACCGUACCCUACCCAACUCUAUAUACCCUAGCUUACCUUACUCUAACUUAUUUUACUUUUCAGUUGAUUUUGAGCACAAAAUCUGUAACGAAAACGAAUGUAUCGUGCUCAACUGUCCCACAACGUCCAUCCAUCCCAAUCCGAACAUACGAUGUGUUACCGCCGACCAAUUCCAAGACCCUGACGCGAAUGAUGACACUGAUAUGUUGCAAUCCAAAGUGUAUUCUUCAUCCGACUACGAAGAACAUUUUAUUUCAAUGAACGCUUUGACCAAAGUAGAUGGAUUUACGUACGCAGCUCCAGAAGGCAUUCCUUACUUUACGGAAAACUUAAAAUCUUGCAAUGAUAAGGAUUGUAACAGAAAGAAUGUUGCCUUGGGGGAAAUGGAAUGUAAAUGCUUUCAUUAUAAACAAAUUGGGUACAACAAGAUUGUGCAGGUAGGCUUGUUUAUGAAUUUCACAAUAAUUUUAAGAAAGUGCUCUACUUGAAAUCUUAAAACUGCUCAAAAUUUUUAUAUAAGUUCUGUGGUACCUGUACAUUAUUUUAAAAACUUUUUUUACAGUUUACAAUUUAUAAUAUGGGGCCAAAGCGGCCAGGACAUCCUUACUUGGCAAUGCCUGUGCAUGUACCUAGUACUCACGUUUACGUACUCAAAAUGGGAUUUCCGACAUACUACAAUAAUCAAACUAUCAAGGAGUUUAACAAAGAUAUUAAGUGUGAUAAUCCUGAGGUAUGUUACUUUAGAAAGCCAAUAUAAACUAAAAUUUAAAAAAUUUUUAAAUCCGUCAUUUGGAGAAAAGUAUCGGUCUACUUAUGGCUUGGCUUUGAGUUCAAAGUUCUAUGUUAUUGUAUAAAUUUUUUUAAAAAAUUUAAAAAAAAUCUAAAAAUUUCUAGUUUGGUUGUUUCAACUCAAAAUGGACCAAUACCUCCUGGCUGAAUGGAAAUAUACCCUUUAGCAACAAAGAGCCCAGUUAUGUCACUAAUAUCCUAGUACCAUAUGGAGGGUACACUACAAUACGAUUCAGAAGCUCUAAAGCUGGCUGGUGGUUGGUGGAAAGUAUGCGUUUGUCUGAACGUGAGAAUGGAGUCGCAUUUGCUAUCAAAGUAG